This is a messenger RNA of Helobdella robusta, 1356 nucleotides long. RefSeq lists its product as hypothetical. The annotation marks the transcript as partial. Gene Ontology annotation, biological process: potassium ion transmembrane transport; protein homooligomerization. Gene Ontology annotation, molecular function: delayed rectifier potassium channel activity; protein binding. Gene Ontology annotation, cellular component: voltage-gated potassium channel complex; membrane. The record is from RefSeq and is a predicted model, not a curated record. NCBI's taxonomy places the organism in Eukaryota, Metazoa, Annelida, Clitellata, Rhynchobdellida, Glossiphoniidae. The transcript has a single exon.
AACACACCCAACAACAACAGCAACGUUGAUGGUGAUGACGAAGAUGAUGAUGAUGAGUCAUCAUCAAAUUCUCGCUCAAGCGAACGAGUGAUAAUAAAUGUGAGUGGCAUGCGAGUUGAAACUCGCCUGAAUACACUUAGCACAUUCCCUGAAAGUCUUCUCGGAGAUCCUGGCAAACGAGUUCGAUAUUACGAUUCCUUAAGAAACGAAUAUUUUUUCGACAGAAACCGACAAAGUUUCGACGCGAUCCUGUACUACUACCAGAGCGGUGGCAGACUCAGAAGACCAAUCAACGUACCCAUCGAAGUAUUUUCAGACGAAAUUAGUUUCUACGAGUUGGGCGAUAAUGUCAUCGAGAAAUACAAAGAAGACGAAGGAAUCGUUAAAGAAGAAGAACAGAUUAUGCCGUCUGGUGAGAUUCAAAAGUACUUGUGGCUUUUAUUCGAAUAUCCAGAAAGCUCGAUAGCCGCUCGAAUAAUUGCCAUUCUUUCCGUAAGUAUUAUUCUUCUGUCGAUUGUAACGUUCUGCCUGGAAACGUUACCUACCAUGAAAAAAUACCGCGAAUCGCCUCAUGGCCACACUGACGACAAAACUCGAAACUUGAGCGAAUUCGUCACUCCGUCGCAGUCCUCGCAAAGCCAAAAGUCACAUGAAGAACAAACGCCGCAACAUUCGACGGACAUGAUAGUAGACGACAUGAUAAAGUUCAGCGAUACCUUCUUCAUUAUCGAAACGGGUUGCAUAAUAUGGUUCACCUUUGAGAUCGUCGUCAGAUUUGCAGCUUCUCCAGACCACCUGCGGUUUUUCAAAAACAUCAUGAACAUCAUCGACUUGAUGGCCAUUAUACCAUAUUUCGUAACGCUCAGCACCAUGUUCAGCGAUGAUGCCAAACAAAAAGAUCAAAACAUGUCUCUUGCCAUUCUCAGAGUCAUUCGUCUGGUCAGGGUAUUCAGAAUUUUCAAACUAUCGCGUCAUUCGAAGGGGCUUCAAAUCCUCGGACAGACCAUAAAAGCCAGUUUACGAGAGUUAGGACUUUUAGUUUUCUUCUUAUUCAUCUGCGUCGUACUCUUCUCCAGCGCUGUUUUCUUUGCAGAAACUGAGAAACAAAGCGAUAAAUUUCAGAGCAUACCUCAUGCAUUCUGGUGGGCUGUUGUAACGAUGACGACGGUCGGUUAUGGGGACAUGUACCCCAUCACCACGUGGGGCAAAUUAGUUGGAUCGCUGUGUGCCAUUGCAGGUGUCCUAACAAUCGCGUUGCCAGUCCCGGUGAUCGUGUCCAACUUCAACUACUUCUACAACCGUGAAACGGAUAACCGCGAAAAAGAGAUGUACGUUCACGUUCAGCCCUGCCCGAAU